GCUAUCGGCGUACGUGCUAAAGUGCUUGGCGCGUUCCGCCGACAGGGAACAUGUCAACUAGCAGAUCUCGAAACGCAUACGCAAUCAUCGGCCGCUAAUAAUUGACAUUCAACGACCCUGUUCUCUCCUUUCACUCCCUCAGGGUUACAAGCUUGAGCCCGUCGCGCCAAUCGCCAACCGAUCUCAAUAUUUGUACACCCACCUGGAGUCACGACCCACACGCUCGUUAUCGACCAAGCUCCUUGGGUUGAACACGUCGCCCUUUCCUCAUCCACAACCGUCGCAUUCAUUCGACGCCCUCUAGACCUCUCGAAUUCGCUUCGCACCGCUUGCGACUGGGCCAAAGAGCAAUAGGGCUGCCAUUGGCAGAGAAACGCAUAUCAGACACGGGCACAACCAUGGGCUUCCUGCAAGAUAUGACGAGGAGGCUACCGACCUCAAAGGACAGCCUAGACAAGCUGGACGACCUACCGCGCCGCGCCGAAAAGAACUCCCCACGGUUGUCCUUCUUUCGACGCAGGAUACGGCUGAAGGGCAGUUCGUCCGUGUCGAUACCUCUGGGCCUGGUGCUGCUGUUCCCAUGUCUCGUUAUAAUAAUAAUCAUAAUUCUGUUCGUAAAGUCUCCAGACUCGCAGGGCAUUAUGAACAUGCCCGCCGGAGGUCCUCCUUCGAUAAGACGGAUAAGCGAGAAAUACGAUAAGCCAUUCGCUGUAGGCUGCCUCGAGCCGCAGGUCAAUGGGCCCCGAGCAAACGCCGCAUUCGUGGUCCUGGCGAGAAAUAAGGAACUGGAUGGUGUUAUACAGUCGGUCAAGUCGAUUGAGAGACAUUUCAAUCGGUGGUUCCACUACCCCUACGUCUUUCUCAACGACGGAGACUUCAACGAGACGUUCAGAGAGACGGUCUUGGCUCAUGUCAGUGCUCCAGUGGAGUGGGGUAAGAUUCCUCCCGAGCAAUGGGGCUUCCCCGACUGGGUAGAUCCCGACGUUGCGAAGGAAGGAAUCGCCAAGCAGGGUGACAGGGCCAUCAUGUACGGCGGUAUGGAGAGCUACCAUCACAUGUGCAGGUUCUACUCGGGUAAAUUUUACCAACAUGAACUACUCGCCAAAUACGAGUGGUACUGGCGCCUCGAGCCUGAGAUCAAAUAUUUCUGCGACAUCACGUACGAUCCGUUUAUCCACAUGAUUCGGAACAAGAAGACAUACGGUUUCACCAUCGCGGUGAAGGAGCUACGAGAAACAGUCCCCAACAUCUGGCGAUAUGCCUCGGCCUACAAGCGUAACAACAACCUGACCUCAAAGGGCAUGUGGGAGAUGUUUGUGGAGAAACCGAAAGAGGAGGACGAGAAGGCGCCCAAGACGGAGCCCAAGUCGAAGAAGAACUUCUUUCCCCAGGAUAUAAUGGAUUCCGAGUUUGGCACAGAGGCCAUGCCUGAGAUCCACCCCGAGAACAUGGAGGGCGAAUCAUACAACAUGUGCCAUUUCUGGAGCAAUUUUGAAAUCGCCAAUCUGAACUGGUUCCGCAGCAAAGAGUACAAUGACUUUUUCGAGUUGAUGGAUCGCAGUGGCGGCUUCUGGAUGGAGAGAUGGGGAGAUGCGCCUAUCCACUCGCUAGCUGUUGGUGCACUACUUGGCCCCGAGGAUAUCCACUACUUCCGCGACUUUGGAUACCGGCAUACGACCAUCCAACAUUGUCCCGCCAACGCACCUGCGCGACAACUUGCUCGAGAGCCAUAUCUCGAGAAGACGACACUCGAUGAGAAGGAGCGACUGGAAGAAGACAAGUAUUGGGCGUCAUAUGACCCAGUCAAAGAAAACGGUGUCGGCUGUCGCUGCAAAUGCGACCAGGAUAUUGUCGACGUAGAGGGCAAAGAAGGGUCCUGCCUCACGGAAUGGGUAGAAGUGGCUGGUGGCUGGGCAUCACCUGGGCCUGAUGGACCAUGAUCUCCUCUUCUCGCGUGAUAUUCUAUCAGCUUCAGGCUAGCAUUUUGCGGGAACAUUAGUAUCUACUCCUCUUUCCAGUAAGGCGUCAGGUGUUGGCAUUGCAUAUGGGCUGGGCCGCCCUUCAAUAGAGCAUCAGGACUACGCGGGCGUCGUUGCAGGCUUACUUAUUUUCUGCGCAUUGGCGACACAGUGUAUGAAAACGAAUACGAACAAGUUGAGAACAGCUUUGCUCUUGAAU
This is a messenger RNA of Alternaria rosae, 2178 nucleotides long. RefSeq names its product alpha-1,2-mannosyltransferase Kre5. The transcript has 3 exons. Gene Ontology annotation, biological process: cell wall mannoprotein biosynthetic process; protein N-linked glycosylation. The record is from RefSeq and is a predicted model, not a curated record. NCBI's taxonomy places the organism in Eukaryota, Fungi, Ascomycota, Dothideomycetes, Pleosporales, Pleosporaceae. Gene Ontology annotation, molecular function: alpha-1,2-mannosyltransferase activity. Gene Ontology annotation, cellular component: membrane; Golgi apparatus. Bases 399 to 1940 code for a protein of 513 amino acids.